This is a messenger RNA of Heterobasidion irregulare TC 32-1, 219 nucleotides long. RefSeq lists its product as uncharacterized. The record is from RefSeq and is a predicted model, not a curated record. Gene Ontology annotation, molecular function: RNA polymerase II cis-regulatory region sequence-specific DNA binding; DNA-binding transcription factor activity, RNA polymerase II-specific. The annotation marks the transcript as partial. Gene Ontology annotation, cellular component: CCAAT-binding factor complex. The transcript is spliced from 2 exons. Gene Ontology annotation, biological process: regulation of transcription by RNA polymerase II. Lineage: Eukaryota; Fungi; Basidiomycota; Agaricomycetes; Russulales; Bondarzewiaceae.
GACGACGGCCCCAUCGACGACGAGCCCCUCUACGUCAACGCAAAGCAGUACUACCGCAUCUUAAAGCGCCGCGUCGCACGCGCCCGCCUCGAGGAGGUACACAGGCUCUCGCGCCAGCGCAAGCCCUACCUCCAUGAGUCCCGCCACAAACACGCCAUGCGCCGCCCCCGCGGCCCCGGCGGGCGCUUCCUCACCGCAGACGAAAUCGCUGCCCAAAAA